AUCAACCUGUUGCUGGUCCAUCUCAGAUCUGAGCAUCAACUAUUCAGGUUUGACAUUUGAAGGUUUAAAAUAGCCGAUAAUUAUAUUUGAAGCCAAAAUAAACGACUCCUUCAUGGGUCAGUGAACGUCCCGCGUUGCCAUAGUGACAGUAAACCACAAAGAACCGUUAAACAGAACCGGACCGACGGACAGAGAAACAGAUUAAAGAACCAGAGAAACGCGCCGUUUGACGCCCCCCAGCAGCCGCUUUUCCCCGGAUCUUCUUUCUCCGACUGUCCGGGGAACCUUGACCCGGCUGGAGGCUCCAGACCCGGCGGCAGGAUGAGUAGGAACCGAGCGAUUCCCGGUGGGAAGGUUUACCGGCAGCUGUUCGACGCACAGGCGCAGCUGUCCAGAUCCCUGCUGGCAGGACGCAGAGUCCAGAGGACAGGAUGUCUGUCCCCGGUGGACAGCAAGACACCUGACAGCAGCAGGUGGCAGCAGAGGUCUGAUGAAGUCGAUGGCUCCGCUGACGUCAUCCGGCUUCCUGACCGUAUGGUCAUUGACAGGUCCAGCUUCGGGAUCAUUGACAAACUGAUGAAGAGGAGGAAGAAGAAGCAUGAUGAAGCUCUGAGGCAGCAGGAGGCGGAGCUGCACCACCUGUCCCAGGUGUGUGAGCUGGAGGUGAGGUCCAUCUGUGAGCAGCUGGUGUCCUCUCUGGGGGAGGUGGACCUCAGGUUGGACAUCCUGAAGGACAGGAUUGGACAGCAGCCUGUCGGUCUGCAGUGCCUGCACAGCCUCUGGGAGGAGGCGGACGGGGAGAUGAGGCAGAAGAAGAGCCGAGUCUCAGAAAUGCAGCAGAAGCUGAAGAACUGUGACGAUGGAAGGAGCCUGGAGAUCAAAAAGAUUCUGAAGAAGCAGCUCCACCGCCUGGAGCAGAUCGGCUUCCUGUCUCCACCCGACGUCCACCGUCUGAUCCACUCCAAGGCCAUGAUGUUGAACCAGUCUCUGCUGGCCAACCGGCGCAGCUCGGCCCGGCUGGUUCUGCUGCUGCAGGACCAGAACCUCCAGCAGGAGUUGGUGCUCCGUCUGCACUGGGAGGAGAGUCUGGACCGCUGGAGGAAAGGCCGGGUGGAGGAGAUGCUGGAGGCGCUGAGAACCGUGUGCAGCAGCAGGGACGGGGAGAAGGAUAUGUUCUCGGAUCAGAUCAAACAGAACCAAGAGGUUCUGGUCCAGCAGCGCUCCGAGGUCAUCUACAAGAUCUGCUCUCUGGUCCCGCCCACCUGCUCCUUAGCUCUGGCUUCUAAUUGGUUCAACGAGCUGACGGCCGUCAACCAGCAGAUUGCUGGUCUCCAUGCCAACAUGCGAGAACAGCUGCAGAGGUUUUAUGAAGACACCUGGCAGCGUCACCGGGCCGAGGCGCAGCGCUCCCAGGAGGCGCUGUCGACGCUGCAGCUGUCCGACCAGCAGCUGGAGGAGAUCGCGUCCUCUCAGCUCCUCCCUCUGAUUGGACAACGCCAGAGAGACGACGAAGAGCGAUUGGCUAUUUUAGACGAGUGCAGUGACUGCAUGGAGCGCCAUGUCCUCGGGGUCAGCAGGUGGGUGUCUGAGGUGAUGCGCGCCGUAGCGUUGCUAUGGGAGACGCACUGCCGGCGGGUGAAGAGGAGAGAAGAAGAGCUGGAGGGACAGGGCCAGCUGGUGAAGCAGACGCAGCAGCAGCUAGUGGAGAGGAUGAUGGUUCCUGUGGACACCGUGUUGGCGGCGCUGCGUCAGGAGAGCAGACAGGAAGUUCUGGACAUGUGUCUGGACCAAGCUCUGGAGCAGCUGAAGGACAUCCAGGACAGCUGCAGGCCGUGUCUGUCCCAGCGGUGGGACCUCCUGGACCAGCUCCCCGCCGCCCUCAUGGAGGAGUUGUUCUCCUACAGUAACGCCGUCAGCUCCUUCUUCAGACUCAGCCAUCGACGCAGACCGAGUCUAGCGGACUUGCCCAGCGUCUCGCUGUCGUCCAUCAGAACCGGAUUGGACCAGGAAUCUUCCUCCCAGUCGGAGAUGUUCCACCCGAGAAGCGAUUCGAUCAGCAGAGAAGCCGGUUACUCCUUCAGCAGCCUCAGGUUCCUGAGCGAGGCAGGGUCCUCGCUGAACCAACUUUACGACAGCAGCAGCACCACCUUUACAUCGUCAGCGGGAGUGGUCUACAACGGCCCCGCCUUCAGAUGCCCCGCCCCCGACCUGCCUGACUUCAUCCAGGAAACAUACCUGAGCGUGUUUCCUGUGGAGCUCCUCAGCCACACCCUGACCAGGACCCGGAUUCUGGUUCUGGACCACAUCGAGCAGAUCUUCAAAGACCUUCUCGGCACACACACACACACACAUGUCCGUUCAUGUUCUCUGCUGUUACCUCUGUUGAGCCUCAGUUUCCGCCCAGCAGUGCUGCCAGUUGAGCUGCAGCUCCACCGGCAGCAUGUAGACACUUUCUCUGAGGAAAUCUCGAACAUCCUGACCUCCUGUAGGAGAGAGCUCCACGAUCUCCAGGCCUCCAUCCAGAAGAAGAACCUGGAGCUGUUUGACCUUUUGACCUCCCAUAAGGGGACGCUCCAGGAGCUGCAGACCUCCAUACAGAGAGACAACCAGAUCGUCCUCCAGGUGCCGUUCAGGAAACGGCUGGACGACUUUGGCGCCACCUUGCAGGAGCAACUGGACCGGCACGCCGAGGACACCCUGCGGUGCCAGACCAACUUCAAGCGGAUGAUCCGCGGCCUCCUGGAGGAUGCCAGGAAGAGAGCCAUAGAGCUGCAGAAGUCCUUCAGGACGUUCAAAGACGGAGGAGACUUCGCUCCCCAGGAGGUGAAGGUGUUUCAGAAGAAGAUGAAGGAGGAAAUCAAGCGGAUCGGUUCCACUGAGGACUCCAUCUUCUCUGAGCUGGAGGUGUUUGAGUCCAAGAGUCUGCUGCAGCUCCGCAAGGUGCUGGCUCCCCUGGACGACAAGUUCUCCUCCCUGCAGGCGGAGGUGAAGUUCACUGAGGAGAUCCAGAAGAUCAUCAGCAGGACACAGAUCCAGAUCAAGGCUGAGGCGGCCAGCAGCAACCUGCAGCAGACGAGGCUCAGCGGUCGGCUGCAGGAGCUGAGGGAGAUGACGACCGACCUCCAGGCGUCUCCGGAUCAGAUCUGCUCUUCGUUCUGGUCGGUGAAGGAGGAGAUAAAGUCGCGCUUCAGUUACCUGGGUUACAACCAGGACUCGGUGCUGCAGGACAGUUUAGUUCUGUCCAGAACCAAGGUCCGAGGCGCCGGCCUGCGCCGCAGCCGGUCCACUCCGGACCUGCGUGAAGAAACAACCGUCAGGUUCUCCUUCCUCCAGGACCAGAAAUCAAAAACGGCAGAAGACCUGAGCUCCGCCACGCAGCAGAAGAGCAGCAACUCGACCCGCAAACAGAGUCUGAGGAGGAGCUCCAGGUCCACCAGAACAGAAGCCUUCACCGACAUGAGGACCAAGAGGAAGUAUCAGAUUUUUGGAAUCAAACCAGAACCGGAGCUGAGCUCACAGUCCUUCGCCACGGCGCUGAACACCAUCUUGUGGUGGUCCAACGACACCGUGCUGGAAGCUGCCAGGGUUUUCUACAGCGCCAAGCGCGUCUCCACCUUCAGCCUGGUGCCCGAGUCGGCCGACAUAUGGGUGGAGGGCAUACAGAAGAGGCUGCUGGGAUACCAGGAGCAGGGCAAGAAGUUCCUGAUGUCGAGCAAAGACGAGGUGCUGAAGCAGCUGUCCGUGUUCAGGGAGCUGCUGGACUUCCUGCCUCAGGUCCUGACCAGCCAUCAUGUAGUCCAGCAGGCGGCGUGUCUUACAGAGGAGGUGGGCGUGGUCAGAAAGAGGCUGGAGGAGGAGCUGGCAGCCGGCAAGGAGCAGAAGAUGUCCAACCUGGGCCGGCUGCGGGUCUCCCUCAAGGAGGACGAGCUGCAGACGCUGGAGAGCAGGGAGGAGCGCCGGCAGCAGCAGCUACACGACGCCAUCCUCAAGACACACCUGGAGCUGCAGGAGUGUGUGAGAGGGAGAGCCGAGCAGUUUGUGACGUCGCUGGCAUCUCUGACGGAGAAGCUGCUGCACCUGCUGGACGAGGUGCUGCCGGUCACAGAAACGGAUCCAUUGAAGCCGCCUGGAGCUGAAUCCUCAGAGGCAGAUGAAACAGGAAGUGAGCCGAUCAAAAGCUGGACAUGGCCAGGUAUCACUCACCUGUUCCCAAUGACUAGUGAGUCAGCAAAAUCUCCCGUUACCAUGACAACAGCACCCAUCAGUACAACGAGGAGCAGCCAGAAACAUGAGGCGGUCAUUGAGCGCAGAGACGCUGCGUUAAAGGGGUUUGAGCAGCUGAUCCACUCGGAGGUGUCGCGUUCUGAAGCCGACAGACGGAACCAGCUGAGCGAGCAGCAGAACUGGACCUCCUACUGGGCCCAGCAGGUCUUCGCUCUGAGACAGACCCAGAUGAAGCAGCGCUGAGCUGCAGCAGCUGAUUGGCUGCUGAGCUCCUGUAGUUACAGUUUCCAUCCAGCAGGUGGACGACAAUCCUCUGAACCCUCACAUGGUUUGGUUGCCAUGGCGUCGAGCUGAUGUAAUAAAACAUUUGAUGUUGCA
Messenger RNA from Gambusia affinis (western mosquitofish), 4602 nucleotides. It is a transcript of the gene ccdc180, whose product is annotated as coiled-coil domain containing 180. The coding region runs from base 322 to 4467 and encodes 1381 amino acids. The transcript has 38 exons. The record is from RefSeq and is a predicted model, not a curated record. NCBI's taxonomy places the organism in Eukaryota, Metazoa, Chordata, Actinopteri, Cyprinodontiformes, Poeciliidae.